AUGGCUGGGGCUGUAUGUCGCACGGGUAUUGACCACGCUACGGAGUGUAUCGCGUGGGUGGCGGGACCCGACGAGCACCCGACAUGGCACACCCUGUGCUGCAUGUUCGACCCAUACUCGCUCCACUCCCAGCCCCGAACGCACCUCGAUCCUACCCAAGUCCCGUCGCAGCCGCCCCUAAACGCCGACACAUUCAGGCGCAUUAUACGCGCGACGUGUCUUGUCUGUGCCGUCACUUGUCCCGACAUCCAAGCCUAUCGUCGACGAGCCGCAAAGAUCCCACAGCCUCUGACUUAUCCAACUCCGUCGGCAAUCUGGGGUCUAAUUCCGGCAUGUGCAAUUCAUCGUCCUCUGGCAUUUUGUGCUCGGUGUCUGCGCUCCGAACCCACAACGCUCGGUCUUUAUGGCUUCCCACCGCUCACACUUGCCCCCCUGGCUGCCAACGAACGCGAUAUCGAGCUCGUACGCUGGUGUGAUCUACGAACGCCUGCCGGGGCUGGAGUUCGGGCUGUGUGUGGCGCCUGUCGCCAUGAACGCAUUCGCACCGAGUUGAUUCGCGGCCGCGGGGCAAACAUGGCUCCCUGGAUGGGCAGCGGAUUCUGGGACUGGGACUAUGAAAGUGUCGACGGGUGGUCUGUCCCUUGGGAGUCCGGCCUUUCCAGACGAGAUAUCGACAAAUUGUUGCGCAGCGAAGAGAUCGUUGGCGUCGUCAAUCAAUAUGCCGAAUACGGAGACUGGACAAUUCGCGAAGCCAUCGAGGAAAUGGAAGAGCGAGUUUGGAUGCGCUGGUGGACCAAGGCCAGUGAAAUGGAAGGUCUCGUCCGUGCCACCGCCCGACUCCAACGCAUGGAAGAGCGCGCCGCCGAGCCUCUCGACACUGAUGAUGAAUCCGACGAAGAGGACGAUCUCCUUAGCCUAAGUGACGAAUUCGGUCUAAGGGAUAUGAUUUUCCAAGACUGGGCAAGAAACCGUAUUCUCGAAGGGAUUUGGCUCUCUCCUCAUAUAGACAUCAACCAGUACCACAGUGCCGCAAGUUCCAAUUCAGAAUUUCGACACCUCCCCCAGAGAUUGGCACCUCGCCAUCCGUUUGGCCAUGUCCAACGCACUCCUCCGACCUUACCCCGGGUAUUUAACUCUACGACUCUCACUGCUGUGCGAGACCCCCAGGACCAUACACGACGAAUGUACAUUCGUUGUCCCGCCAAUUUUUACCUUUCUAAUCCACCCCCUCCCGCGCGGUUGACGUACUCGUUAUCGAGAGCCUGGGAAACUGCAAUGCGCUCAAUUAUUGGACCGGCAAUUUCGAACAUUGUAGCGAGGAUAGUGAAGGAGUGUAAAUUUGCCGAAGAGGUAUUUCAAGCUGGAACCGAGCGUGGCAUAGUCGAUCCAGAUAUUGAACAAGCCCAGUCCAUGGGUAUAGACGUUGGACGUGCUCAACGAGUCGAUCUGGAAUCUAUCCGGUCUCAGUGCGUCCUCUCUCGGGGCGAACCUGACCCAUGCAAAGUCGUUUCGAGGAUCGGAGUAGACAGGCUUGUCGAGAUUUUGCGUACUCCCGAGCCAUGGGUUGAAGGUGGUGGUUGGGAAGAUGUGUACGUUGAUUGGGAAGAUGCAGAUAGCUUCCGGGAUAGGGACUCGGCGACUCCUAGUAAUUUCCGCGAGUCGAUUGCCCAUGGUAACUUCCGCGAUCAUGGCUCGGUGACGCCCAACAAUUUCCGAGACCUAGAAUCCGCGAAUAUCCCGCGCGAACGUGAGCCUUCACUGGCGCCCAGCUCGGUCGCACCCACACUGCGGGAGUCGGUUGCUCCUAGCCCACCGCCUUCGACUAUUUCGGCUCAGAGCCCACCUCCGACGAUGGCCUCAGCACAGAGCCCACGUCCCUCGACUAUCUCGGCCCCGAGCCCGACCGACCAGCGCUCGAGCCCAGUAUCAACCACACCCAGCCCCGAAGCAUUAACUAGCCCGUCGACAAUGCGCACAACCCCGAGCCCUCCGCCCAUUAUCGAUGGAAAAAGGCUCAUCAGCGAGUCGGAGAAUUAUGUUACACAUUCACACGCGGACGGCUUCGCCCACUCACAAACGGACAACUUUCACCACCCACACUCGCGCUCACACACACGCACAGGAAGUUUCACAACCUCGCCCCGCCUGCCUACCUCUCCCAUACUCAAGAAACCGCUCCAUCCCAUCCCGCUCGUUCCGAUCUCCGGGUACUACCUUGGCCAGCAGACCAAGGUCGUGUUGGAAAUGCUGUGGCGCGAGGCGACUGGGGGGUUAUGGAUGUGUCGAUGCACGAUAUGUACAAGGGCGAUGCAGGUGCAGGGUGUUCCGAGUGUUCAGCAGCACACAUAUGCAGGGUAUCAACAGACGCAGAACCAGACGUAUACAGGAAACCAACAGACCCAGCCUCAGCCUCAACCUCAGCCUCAAUCUCAGGUCGGGUAUCUAAGUGGUUGGAAUUUGGAGCCGAUGAACGUCGAGGAGCCUGAAGUCGAGGUCGAGGGUAAAGGUAAAGGUGUUGUGGGGAGAAGGAGCCGGGAGAGAGAGGAUGGUGAAGAGAGGGGCGAAAGAAAGAGGUGCAAGAUUGGGGUUGAGGUUGCGUAA
Rhizoctonia solani is the source of this 2601-nucleotide messenger RNA. RefSeq lists its product as uncharacterized. The record is from RefSeq and is a predicted model, not a curated record. NCBI's taxonomy places the organism in Eukaryota, Fungi, Basidiomycota, Agaricomycetes, Cantharellales, Ceratobasidiaceae. The coding region runs from base 1 to 2601 and encodes 866 amino acids. The transcript has 4 exons.